CAUUUAUACUGUGAUCCUGUAAUUGAAGCCUUAAACCAGUGCAAAUUCUUCAAAACUCAUGAGCUUAAUUCAAUUGAAUCUGCGGAAAUUACCCAGGAUAAGAUAAAGAUUAUACUUGACCUAGUUAUUUCUAAAGGUGAAGAAGCAUGCUAUAAGUUUUUAAAAAUUCUUGACAAAAAAAGAUUUCAAGUAUUUCCAAGACCUGGUUUGGGUUCUCCAGAUUUACAUCACUGGAUUAGUUGCUUCUCCUUCCAGGAAGAGCCACAAUCUCAGACAGCAAACCAUGCAGAUUCAGAUCCUUUUACCACAUACCAGGGCCUUUUGAGAUGGAAAGCAAGACAAAUCCUGGAUGAUAAAUGGAACCAAAGUAUGAAUUUCUUAAAAAAUGAGCAAAAAAGAAAACCCUUCAUGUACGUACCCCUUGUUAUGGACACAGAUUCUAGUACAGUUGCAAAGCUUAAGAAGAACAAGGGAUACAAGAAAUCUCGUUCAAAGAAACUGAAGACCUACAUUCCAACAGCCAAGAAAAUGUUGUCUCCCAAAGACUUGCUAAUGAAUGAUGAGAAAAGCAUCCUGCUUGUGGGAAAACCUGGAGUGGGAAAAACAACAGUUGCACUGGAGAUACUUAGACUUUGGACAGAAGAGAAAAACAUUCCAGUGAGUUAUAUGUUUUAUUUUGAUGAGCCACUGAUGAGAGUCUUCUCUCAGUCUCCAUAUCCUCAAAACUUGAAGGAUCUUCUUUUUCAAAAGUACAUAUCCCCAGAUAAAGCGUCCGAUCAAGUCCUGGAAAAUAUUGAGAGCAAUUCAGAGAAUGUUGUUAUCAUUUUUGAUGGUAUCAUGGAUGUGAUUGGAAACUCUGUGAUUAAACAACUUAUGGAGAAAGAACUUCUAAAGGAUGCAAAGGUGUUGACCACUUGCAGACCAGAAGCUGAGGAUACAGGUUAUUUGUCAGACUGGCGGUCUUAUCGAGUGGAGGUUCAAGGCUUUAAUCAUAAGUCCAUCUAUGAAUACUUUAAGUGGAUGUUGGGAACAACAGAUGACAUUGGUGCUUUGGAAAACCCAGAGUUGUUUAGUUUAUGCUCUGUACCACUGUAUGCCUUCAUAGUAGCUGCCUGCAUUUCAGUAAGUCCUACUGAAGCAAGGAACAAGCCAUUUACAGUUACAGAGAUGUAUGUCCGAAUUUUUCGCUUUUGCAUGAAACAACAUGGGCACCAAGAUGUGGAGCACUUGGAUAAGUACAUUAAAGAUAACAGGAGGGAUAUCGUAAACUUAGCCUUAGCCUCCUAUCAAGCAAUGCUAGCAAAGACAGUGAACCUGACAGAUUUGGAUCAUGAAGAUAAGUCUGUGCAAAAUGCUUUCUUGACAAAGCAAUUCUGGAACCCAUCCACAACCUCUUGCAAAGUGUAUGCAUUCCUGCAUAAUACAAUGCAAGAGUUUUGGGCAGCUCUUUAUCUCAUUUUAAAUCCUGACAAGAUUACCAAUGUACUGGAUAAAUGCCAAAACAAUGAAGAUGGAAAAUACCUUAAAUAUAUCAUGCCAUUUUUGUCUGGACUUCUUUCUGAUAAUGUAGUUGAGCUCAUAAAGUGUUUGGUGCCAGUAGAACAGAUAGAAGCCACACGUGUCAAGUACUUACAACAGAUUAUAGAUACUUUCCUUUACACCAAAGAACAGAAUCAAGAAGGCGAUUGUGAGCAGUUUGUGGAAGCUGACAACAUCUUAUUUGUGUGUCGAUGCCUUUAUGAGUAUCAGUUUCCUAAGGCAUGCCGACUCUUCCUGGAAAAGGUUCAGUAUGAGCUUGAUUUAGAAGACCAAACACUUGAUCCUUACCAGUGCUGUGUAAUAUCCUAUGUGGUCAAUCAAGCUGUGCAUCGGAAUAUUGAUCUGGAUCUCACAGAUUGUAGCAUUACUGAUCCCGGCUUGAAACUACUUCUAAGAUCAUUGAAAAAUCUGAAAUUUCUCAGGUCAACAAGCACAUUGAAAUCUCAAAUGUGGAGAGUGGCUCUUGCAGCAGGGCAGUUUUCAGAUUUUGAUAGCUUGCUUAGCUUAUUCAGCUUUGAAAUGCAUCUCUCUGCACUUGAAACACUGGACCAGAAAGUGUUUCAAAGGAUAGGAGAAGUCCUUAAAAAUAAGAGAUCAGAGAUCAGUGUUCAUCUUUUUCUGCAUGUAAAUGAAGAAGUCAUAACCAGAUCUUUGCAGAAGGCAAUUUUUGAGAGCUUACCCAAUAUUGCAACCAUUAGGAUUUUCCCCCAUCUAUUUAAAGUAGCUAUAGAAACAGAGCUCUAUCUUCAAGGAGCUAUUUAUGAGAUGAAGACAGGUCAACGAUGUGUAAGGAAACUGCUGUCUGUUUGCAGCAAUAAUCAAAGAGAAAACUUUGAUGAUCAGUGUAAAUUCUUGCUGAAACUGCAUGAACAUGCCAAGAACAUGGAUGCUCUUCCAGUUUUGCAACCUGUUUUCUAUGCAUUGCCACCUACCUGGGUUGUACAGCCUUCAAACCCAUCAGUGUCACUACUUUUCCAAACCAUGGAAGUUCUAAAUUUAAGGAAGCCCGCUGAACUAGAUCAUGUCACAUAUGAGCUGAGUGAACUUAAACUAAUUCUUCAAUGUAUGCCCUACAUUACAGAAAUGAGGUUCAGUGCUGCUCUCAGACAGCCCAAAGACAUCCACAAAAUUGUUAAG
Messenger RNA from Sinocyclocheilus grahami, 2676 nucleotides. RefSeq names its product NACHT, LRR and PYD domains-containing protein 12-like. NCBI's taxonomy places the organism in Eukaryota, Metazoa, Chordata, Actinopteri, Cypriniformes, Cyprinidae. Gene Ontology annotation, biological process: positive regulation of MHC class I biosynthetic process; positive regulation of transcription by RNA polymerase II; positive regulation of MHC class II biosynthetic process. The annotation marks the transcript as partial. The transcript is spliced from 5 exons. The record is from RefSeq and is a predicted model, not a curated record.